Molecule: messenger RNA, 723 nt
Organism: Portunus trituberculatus (swimming crab)
Lineage: Eukaryota; Metazoa; Arthropoda; Malacostraca; Decapoda; Portunidae
Product: UPF0746 protein DDB_G0281095-like
Exons: 5
Source: RefSeq, a predicted model, not a curated record
AUGGGCAUGGGUCGUGAAUUGGACAACGAGCAGCAGCAGCAGCAGCAGCAGCAGCAGCAGCAGCAGUUGUUGCAGCAGCAGCAGCAGCAGCAGUUGUUGCAGCAGCAGCAGCAGCAGCAGCAGUUGUUGCCAGUUGUUGCAGCAGCAGUUGCAGCAGCAGCAAACAGCAGCAGCAGCAGUUGUUGUUGAGCAGCAGCAGCAUUGUGUUGCGCAGUGCAGCAGCAGCAGCAGUUGUUGUUGCAGCAGCAGCAGCAGCAGCAGUUGUUGCAGCAGCAGCAGCAGCAGCAGCAGCAGCAGCAGCAGCAGUUGUUGUUGCAGCAGCAGCAGCAGCAGCACAGCAGUGCGCAGCAGCAGCAGCAGCAGCAGCAGCAGCAGCAGCAGCAGCAGCAGCAGCAGCAGCAGCAGCAGCAGCAGCAGCAGCAGCAGCAGCAGCAGCAGCAGCAGCAGCAGCAGCAGCAGCAGCAGCAGCAGCAGCAGCAGCAGCAGCAGCAGCAGCAGCAGCAGCAGCAGCAGCAGCAGCAGCAGCAGCAGCAGCAGCAGCAGCAGCAGCAGCAGCAGCAGCAGCAGUUAGGUGAACGUAACACCACACACUACGCCGAUCCCCUUCUAAGCCGGGCCAGGUACAGUGACCUAACCCCAGCUGGAGGGUGUGAGGUCACGGGCCGGGUGUUCAGCCGAGGACUCUCCAGUCAGCACCGAAACUCCGUGACACACACCGUUUGA